ACGGUGCGGGGAGCGCGGCCAUGGAGCUUCUGCUGUCGGUGCUGCGUGUACUGCUGGGCGGCUUCUUCGCGCUCGUGGGGUUGGCCAAGCUCUCGGAGGAGAUCUCGGCUCCAGUUUCGGAGCGGAUGGGGCUAUCUUCACCUUGGCAGCUCUAAAAGAGUCACUAAGCACCUGUAUCCCGGCCAUCGUCUGCCUGGGGUUCCUGCUGCUGCUGAAUGUCGGCCAGCUCUUAGCCCAGACUAAGAAGGUGGUCAGACCCACUAGGAAGAAGACUCUAAGUACAUUCAAGGAAUCCUGGAAGUAGAGCAUCUCUGCCUGUUUAUGCCGUGCAGCUCUCACAGCAGGAAUAUGGUAGAACACAGAGUCUGUCAUCUUGUUACCAUUAUAAUAUCCAGGGUCAGCCAGUGUUGAAAGAGACAUUUUGCCUACCUGGCCCUACUUUCUCUUUUUAGCUUUACUACUCUUUUGUGAGGAGUACAUGUUAUGCAUAUUAACAUUCCUCAUGUCAUACGAAAAUACAAAAUAAGCAGAAAAGAAAUUUAAAUCAACCAAAAUUCUGAUGCCCCAAAUAACCACUUUUAAUGCCUUGGUGUUAGUAUACCUCUGAACUUUUUUCUGUGCCUUUAAGCAGAUACAUAUUUUUAAAAAUGAAAAUAAAACCAUAUAUCCUAUUUUAUUCGACCUCCUUUUAAAACCUUAAAACUAUAACACUGUUUCAUGUCUCUUUUGCCUCAUUGCUGUUAAUGGCUGCAUAGUAUUCCAUUGUAAGGAUGUACUAUAAUGUAUUUCACCCCCCAUGAGGAACAUUUGGGUUUUUCUCAAUUUUUUGCUAUUGUAAGCCUCACAGUAAAUCUCUUUUGCAUACUUAUUUUCUUCCCCUAGAAGUAAGGGUGCUGGUUCAAAACACAUGCAUAUUUUUAAGGCUUUUAAUGCAUAUUUAAAAUGUACAGGUUCUGUAUGGCAGAACUUUAAGUACUUGCUUCUGCCUAUGCCCUUUGAGCCACAUUAGAAAUUCCCUCCCACUCCUUUUUUUCUCUGACAUAUUAGAUUUGCAGAGCUAGCAGGUUGGCAUUGAGUCAUUUGACAGGACCUGAAAUCAAGCUCUGGUGGUGAUGUGUGGCACCCAGUCCAGUGUUCCUUGACACCUACAUGGAGGUGAGGGACAGCCAACUCCGUGAAAUGCUGAGUGGUACAGCAGGGCCCAAAGCCUGGGAGGAAUCCCAGAGGUCCUUGGGGGUAGGAAGGGUGCAUAUGUGUGACAGUUCUUGGGGGAAAAGUGGACAACACGUUAGGGCAUCUGCUAUUAUGUCACCACCAUCUUUAUCUUAGCUAGGCAGGGCUGUGGGCUUUUGGGAAGUGAUGUACCUCCCAUGAAGGAUCAUAGUGAGAAACAGUUCACUUAUGCAAAUAUUCUAGCUAUCAGCCUACAGAUUGCUUUGAGGGUGUAAAAGAAGUCUCUAUUACUCCAUUUCAUGUUCACUACAAAAUGCUAAUUCCCAUUCUGACUAGUGAACCUCAGGCAAGGUGACGCUCUCAGUUGGAUUUUUUUUAUUCUUGAGUCCGAAAGCAUGGUGGUGCAGUCUGCCUAUAGUAAGGAUAGAUAGAUUACGCUAAAUAAAUGGUAAUGUCAAAACAAUAAGGAAACCUUUUCUCUCAUGUAAGAGGUUCAGAGAUAACCACUUCAGUUUCAAUGUUGGUUAAUUUGCCUAAUGAUGGCAUCAAGAAUCAACAUUCUUUAAACUUUCUGCUCUGCUGCUGUCAGUGUAUUGGCUGUUGCCCUCAGAGUUGCGAAAUAGCUGCAGCAGCUCCAGAUAGUGCAUUUGCUAUAAUACUGAAAGGUGAAAAGAGAGGAAGGGUGCUUUAGAAGACCCUAGAUUUUCCCGUAGAUUUCACUAGGCAGAACUAUGUCCCAUUUCCAUUCCUAAUCACUGGCAGGAGAAUGGAAUUCCCAUAAUGGACUUAGACUAGUUAAGAUUUACCCACACUGGUCAGCAAGGAAGAAGAGGAAGUAGACAAUGGUUUCUGUCACUUACUAGCUUAUUUGAAGACUAUGAAUAAUGAUAGUAACUAUUUCAUAGCCCGGCACAUAGUAAAUGUUGAGUAAAUGCUAGCCAUUAUUAAAUAUUGAUUUGUUUUACAGUUGAGAAAAUGCAUCUGGAAAGCUUAAGUGCCUAUAUAUGAGACCUGGAACUAGAACUAAGGCCUAAUUGAUUCCAGAACCCAAACUUUUCACUGCACCAGCUGCCAAAGCUGAAAAUGGAUAGGCAUGGCACCCCUGCUGUCUUCAAUCUGAGGGUAGAUGGGAUGACCUGUCUGGUGUGAUGAAAUCUGUCCUGCUUUCCAGCAUUUCCCCUCUGAUUGGAAUUUUUUAUAUUUUUUUAUAUUAUUAUUAUUUUUUGAGAUGGGGUUUCACCAUGUUGGCCAGGCUGAUCUCGAACUCCUGACCUCAGGUGAUCUGCCCGCCUUGGCCUCCCAAAGUGCUGGGGUUAUAGGCGUUAGCCACUGUGCCCAUCUUGCUUGGAAAUUUUGAAGCCCAAGAAAGUAAAGCCUGGAGCCCCAAGGAUCCUGGCCUUAUACUUUCUCCACCCCUUCCAGGAUGCCACUGCCAGCCCGUCUCCUGCCAGGACGGACUUUGAGUAAAACCUCUUGCAGCUAGCAUUAGAUUGAGGGCUCCUGUUUACCAAGUCUGGAUCUGUAGGCUGAUAAGCAGCUACUGGGGCCCCCAAGCUUGGCUGUAGGACUGCCCAGCAGCUGCAGGAAAGUCAGGGUGCUAGAGGAGUAGGCUGGGCAGCUGGUGUGUACCAGCAGUUGGGACUGACAGCAGCAGGAGGAUCUUGAGCCCAAGCGGUGCCUCCUUAGCAGCCCAGGGAGAAGCCGGGCCUCAGGAAAUGUGCCCCCCAAACUACAGCCUUAAAUCUAGGUCAUCUCAGCACGAUGAUGUUCAGCUGCCUGCCCUUCCUAAUGCAUUUGUAUCUCCCUCCCUGUGCUGAAGGCUCUCUUGUCCUCCGAUGACACUCCCUUCCCUUGGGGCCCUGAUUGCAGCCCCAGAAACCCAGCUCACAGGUGCCACAGGUGGGCUCCAGCCCUUCCAGCUGUCAGACCCAUUCUUCAUGUCGUUUCUUGGGAUUAGCUGGCUGAUGGGAGGGUCUGAGAUGUGUGGGUGGGAGGGGAUUCUGCCCUGUGUCAGAUCCUUAAAGUCAGGACCCCAGAGAGAACUCCAGCAGCCAUUAUAGCAAGAGGUAAGAAAGGAACAAUCUGGUAGGAUGGCAGGGGAUGGGUCAGGGUAGGGCUACAGGCAUGGAGAACAGAACAGAGGAAGUGGGGAAAGGAAAUACAGUUACCCGGGGUCUCAGAAAGGAUUGGAGCCUGAGAUGCUCAAAGGCAAAAAUCCAGAUUUUGGAAGAACUGAGUUUUAGGACAUCCUAGGAGUGUGUAAGUGUGUCACAAAUAGUAACAGGACAUUGAUUUGUGCACUUACCUCCCUUGGGAAGAGGAUAGGAAUAUGCCCAGAUGUGUUUGUGUUGUUUUGUGUGCCUGGGGUGUCUAUGUCUCUGACACUCUGUGUGUGCCUGUGUGAGUGUACACAUUUAUCUAUGUGCUGCCUAGAAGGGAAGGGAGCUAACAGUAAUGAAGUAUCUCCCCAGUGUCAGCCACAGGGCUCAGUUUUACUUAUGUUUUCUCAUAAUCCUCCCAACAACCCUGUGAGGUAGGUAUUUUAAUCUCCAUUUUACUGCAGCAAAGACAGGCUCAGUGAAGCUGAGUAAUUUGCCCAAGGUCACAUGGCAAAUUGAUGUGUAUAUCUAGAAUCUGCCUGAUUGCUGGGCCUGUGCACUUUUUGCUUUUCUGUCCAGAGGUCUGAGUCUGACCCAGGACGACUUUGUGGUCAAAAAGUGAGGGGGGAGGAAAAAGGAUGGAAGGCUUCAGAGUGGCAAAAGCUUUUCAGCCCAGCCAAGGGUGCUCCAGGCAAGUGCUGAGGUACCUCCCUGGGAGAGGACCUUCACCAAGGCAAGUCCGAGGUCACUGUGCAUAGGCCUAUCCUGUGGGUCACUGCACCACAAGCCCAUUCCUCCAUCCAUGCUUCUCAUCUGGGUGGCACAGGGACGAGGGAGUUGGGUCUUUUUCUGGACAGGCCUCUAUGUUUCAACCUGUUUCUCCAGAACUCCCUGUUGGCUCAGCCCUAUGUGGGUUUACCGCACAGGUCUGUGCCCCAACAGGUAUGAACCAUACUCUGUCUGUGAGGGGCACCUCUACCCUCUCAGUCACCAAGGUUGGAAAUUUCCAAGUUAUCUAGGACUCCUGCCUCUUCCUCGCUUCCCACAGCUUGUCACCAAAAACUCCGGAGUCCAUCCCCUCUCAGCAGCUGCUGGCCAGGUUCGGUCCUCAUUCCCUCUCACAUGGACUCUGCCUCUAGUGCCCCCUCCCCGCAAGGGCUGAAGAAGAGGAGAUUGGGGUGGGAGAAGGUGGAAUGGGGGUUGCCUUUGUGGCUAGCCGCCGCAUUAACCUUUCCUCUGCCACAUCAAGGUCAGAGAUGAACAGCAGUGUUGGGGACCUGGGUGUUGGCGGCUGCAGCCUCUGGGAUGACCCUGCUCGUUUCAUCGUGGUGCCCGCGGCCUAUGCCUUGGCGCUGGGCCUGGGGCUGCCAGCCAACGUGGCUGCCCUGGCAGUGUUCAUCCGCAGCGGCGGGCGCCUGGGCCAGGCCCUGCUUCUCUACCUGUUCAACCUGGCUCUGGCUGAUGAGCUCUUCACGCUCACGCUGCAGCCGUGGCUCAUCUACUACCUGGGCCUGGCCCGGAGGCCGCCUGCCGCGCGGCUGGGGCCGCGACUACGUGUCCACCUACGCGGUGGUCUUCGCCGCGCUCAUCAGCGUGUGCCGCUGUUGCUCCGUACGCGGCCCCGGGCCCGGGGCGGCUGCCUGCCUGGCCUGCGCCGCCGGCGCCCCGCGCGUACUGCCUGCGCCUUCGCCUGGUUGGCGGGCCUGGCCCCUCCCUGCCAGGAGCACCGCUGGGCAAGCUCGGGGCUGGCCUCCGUCACGGUGGCCUUCUUCGCGGCCGCCUUCCUGCUGGUGCUCCCGGCCUACGUGAGCCUGGCGCGGGCGCUCCAGGCGCCCUCGGGCCCGGGCCCUGCUAGCGCCGGCGCGCACCCGCGCGCGGCCAAGACCAUGGUCCUGGGGCUCCUGCUGGUCUUCGCCCUCAGUCUGGCGCCCUACCACCUGCUGCUGGCGCCCAGGGUGGCCGGGCGGGACAGCGACGGAGACCGGUGUCGCGCCGCCUCCACGCUUGACAAUCCUGCACACCCUCAGCCUGGCGCUGCUGAGCCUCAACAGCUGCCUGGACCCACUCAUCUGAUGUUUCUUCGUGCGCCGCUUCCGCCAGGACUGCUGCUGGGCACUGAGCUGCCGCCCGGCGCACGGGGCCUCCUUGGCCUCCUCCUAGAGAGUCUCCUGGCCUCCCCGCCUGUCUCACCCCCCUGCCACCCUCCCAGUGGCAUCCAGGGUGGAGAAAGCUCUUUGGAAAGACCUAGAUUCUGAUCCUGACGCAACCACAUACUACCCCUGUAGCUGUGAACCUCCGGGCUCAUCUGUACCAAGGGCAUGGAACAUUUUUUUGUAACCUGAAUGUUCCCUGGAUGUUGCCAGCUUUUGGAUACAAAUAAUAUACCAUUGUGUUUUUUUAAACCUCUUGGGAUAAAAGCCAAAGUCCUUAUCAUGGCCUACAAGGCCCUGUCUGAUUCGACUCCCCCUUCUCUCCAGACCUUAUCCCACCACCCCUGCGUCUCCCUGCAGGCAGUCACCACCUUCUCAGGCUCGGGAAAAUGCCAGUCUCCUACCCUUCACGCCCUUUGCACCUGACUUGGCCAGGGAUGAUCUCUGUUACUCUCUUUCACUAAGUUAGUUCUUCUUCACCCUCACUUCCUCUAAAGUAACUCCUUAUAGGAAAGCCUUUCUUGGCUGGCAACACACACACACACACACGACUGAAUCAGAUCGGAUUGCUCUUUGAUAGCUCUUUUCAUAAUUGUAAUCAAGCAAUUAAUUGGGUCAUGCGUUGUUAUUUUCUUUCUCUCUUGCCAGAAUGUAUUCAUGCUGACCCAUAAGAAAUUACCAUUUUUGUAAGUCCCCAAAAGUUGAAUAUUGGAAAUUUUAUUUCCACCCAGUUCAACUUAAUAAAUUCCGUGUUUACCUUGCUCA
Macaca mulatta (Rhesus monkey) is the source of this 6187-nucleotide messenger RNA. The record is from RefSeq and is a predicted model, not a curated record. NCBI's taxonomy places the organism in Eukaryota, Metazoa, Chordata, Mammalia, Primates, Cercopithecidae.